AUGUACCGAACUGCGAGGCCGCUGCUCGGCUUCGGCACGGCUGUCGCCAUGCGGCCUCAGACCUUCACCAGAGUCCUCCCGACGGCGAAGAGGAUAGCGGCCGGACCCGGCGUCAUGGCGACGAGGGGAUACGCGGGCAAGGCGAACCCAGCGGAUCUGCGGUUGAGCACCCGUAUCAACAAGCAGGCCGCCCUGAAGGAUGGCGGCUACGCCUCGAACGAAAUUGAGAAGUCCAUGGCCAUGACGCACAUCAUGCUCCCAGGAACCUUCGUCCCCGUCCCCUUCUCCCAGCUCAACAAGUCCCCGAGCGCCCUCUGGGAAUACACCCUCGCCCGCCUCAAGCAGCGCGGCAAGGACCUCCUCACAAUCUUCGGCGCAAAGGUCUCCUCGAUGCCGACCUGGACCUCCCGCCCGCGCGCCCAGCUGAACCGUACAAAGAUCGUCCCCGAGGCCAAGGCCCUGCACCAGCGCCUCGGCGAGGCCAUGGCCGCCGGCGACAAGGAUACGCUUCGCGAGAUCUGCACGCCGCGCCUCUUCGAGACGCUGUCGGCCACGGUGUCGCGCCGCAAGGCCGGCGAGAGGGUCACCUGGGAGCUGCUGCGGUACAACGGCAGCCCGCGUGUCGUCAGCCACAAGAUCGCCAUCAUGCCGCCGCUGGGCAGGGGCCCCGUGGUGCAGCAGGUCGUCGUGGCCAUCGGCAGCUCGCAGAAGCUGGGCAAGGUCGACAAGGUCACGGGGAAGCCGCUCAAGGGCGGGGUGCGGGUGCAGAACCAGACCGAGUACUUUGUCAUGAGCAGGCAGUUCGACCCCAAGACGUGGGCCCCCAAGAAGUGGCUGGUGUGGGGCAACACCAAGGCGACGACGCUGGAGGACUGGAGGCUUGAAGAGAAGGGCAUCCAGCAGAUGGAAAGGCAGGACUUUGCCAAGAGGCGGGGAGGUCUGUAG
Colletotrichum spaethianum is the source of this 945-nucleotide messenger RNA. RefSeq lists its product as uncharacterized. The transcript is spliced from 2 exons. Lineage: Eukaryota; Fungi; Ascomycota; Sordariomycetes; Glomerellales; Glomerellaceae. The record is from RefSeq and is a predicted model, not a curated record. Gene Ontology annotation, cellular component: mitochondrion. Bases 1 to 945 code for a protein of 314 amino acids.